AUGGAAUCAUUUUAUGCAUUAAAAGAAGAAAAAGAAAAUCGGUUUUGUUCCGGUGAUGAUAACGUUAACGACUGUAUAACGUAUAUGAACCAGGAAUUACAAGUACAUGGAUUUCAGGCCCUACAAACGUCAUCAGAAAAUUCGCGUACUUUAACCAUUGAAUUAUUGAAUCACUUAUAUGUAUUACUACAACAACAUCGUCAUGAUAUGAAAAUUAGAGAAGAUCUCCAAGACAAACUAUUGCGAAGCAAUAGUGAUAUGCAAACCGCUCAAAGAAGUCAAAAACUAUACAAGGACGAACUCGACAAAUCGUUGCGAGAAAAUCAAAGCAUUAGCGAGCAAAAUCGACAGUUAGAAGAGAAAAUUAAGUCGUUGAAUAGUAAAUUAAAAGGUGAAAAGGAUGAGUUCAUGUCAGACAAAAAUCAAGCAAAAAAAGCUGGCAUGGAUGUUCUAAACUCACUGCAGAAUCCUAACGGUAAACGUGCUGUAUGGAAGACCAAGGCUAAGGAUGAUGAAGAAAUGUACCAAUCAAUCGUGUGUGGAUACGAAGAUAAAGUAAAAGAUCUGAUAAUGGAAAAUAGUACUUAUCGGGACUUUGCCAAUAGUAUAUAUAGCAAUUUAGUACGACUACAAUGGAAAUUCGAAGGAAAGCACAAUCUUGCAGAAGCUGCAGACGAAAAUUUGCAGCAGUUGGACCCAAAUAUUUUACCUGACGGUAUUUUUCAAUUACCACUUGAGAUGUCAAGGGAUUCUAUUGAAACUACUCUCCAGAAUAUGUGGGAUAACUUUGAUAAAGCUAUUUUGUCAUCCCUUAAACAAACGAUAGACACUGCUGGUCAAAAUUUAGAUGCCAAUGUGAAUGAAAUCGAUAGUCUAAAACUGGAAUUGCAGGAAUGUUUAUUAAAAAUAUCGGAACGAGACAAAGUUAUUCAUGAAUUCCAAAAUGCUCAGAGUGAUAUCAAGAACGAUACCCAUGUCUUGAAUGAGUCGCUUUUAUAUGCAGAGAAGGAGGAGGUCGAGAAUUUAAAGGCUGAAUUACGAAAGCAGAAGGAAUCUCUUGAGAAGGAAAGGGCUCUUGUGGCAGAAGCUGCCGUUAAAUUAAACCGCGAGCGAAAAGAAUUCGAAAGUGAUCGAGUGGCUUUAUUAGAGGCACAAAUUGGUGCAUCUCCUCUAUCAUUUGAGAAAUCACAAGGGAAAGAAUGCGACUUUAAAUUACGAUCAUUCUAA
Messenger RNA from Trichoplax adhaerens, 1227 nucleotides. RefSeq lists its product as uncharacterized. The transcript is spliced from 14 exons. The coding region runs from base 1 to 1227 and encodes 408 amino acids. NCBI's taxonomy places the organism in Eukaryota, Metazoa, Placozoa, Uniplacotomia, Trichoplacea, Trichoplacidae. The record is from RefSeq and is a predicted model, not a curated record.